AUGACGUCUCAUCUGAUGCCAUGCGGCUGCGCGGCGGUAGUGGCGUCGUCCAUUUCCUUCCGUAGGUCGGUUGCGGUGUUUCUCCCCUCCCCACGGCUUCGCCUGCCUAGGUCUUCUCCCUUGUAUUUUCCUACGCUGGCGCUUCUGAAGCGCAGCCCGAAGCGCCUCAAGUAUUCCUCUCAGCGCCUCAACAAGGUGAUCGCUAACUGAGCAGUGGGCGUUUCCGAAUUAUCGGCCCGGAGCUAUAUUGCCUGUUUUCCUCAUUUUUCUGACGGCUAAUCUCUCUGUUUUUUCGGCUUGUGUCGAUUGGGCUUCUUGGAAUGGUGGUGUGGACGAAAUAGAAGGGGGAGGAGAUGGUUUAUGUGGAGGUUGACCCAUCGGGCUCUGACAGUUGGAAGCUGGAGCGUGUUGUUGAACUCAUCAAGGAAGGUGCCGUGGGUGUCAUCCCGACAGACACUGUGUACGAUUCUUGCAUUUAAUUGACGCAGUCUUCUCUUUCUGUUGAGUUUUUUGCUAAUGCUGCUUUGUCGGGUUAGUACUUCCCAACGGGCUUUGACAAACAGAUGAGCAUUGAGAACAUUCCUAUUAUCAUGCAACUAUCGUCUGGUCUUAAGUACUUUCUUUUUCGUCGAUGAAUCUGUCGAGCAUGUUUAUCUUUAAUUAAGGUGGCAUCUGCCAAGAGGUCAGGAAAUGAUCAUUAUCAUGUGAUAUGAAUUUUGGAGAAGGUAAUUUGUGGCCAAGAGGUUUUUGAAGAUCUCUUAUGGUAGUGGCAUUGGGUCAUAAGGAUCUGAAGAUUAAAAAAACAGAAAAUAUUCAAACGAACAGAGAAUUCAUUUUUCACCUUUGGUGUUUUUAGGAAAUGAUAAAAAAAUGGAUUGCUCAUAUGUUCAGAGCUUUAUGAAAUUCGUAAUUGAUUCAAAAUCAUUGAUAUUAUCUCUUUUUGUGCUUGUGUUGUUAAAUGGUCAACAUGUAAGUAAUCAAAAGAAAGAAAUUAUAAGGCAAUAGAUAGACUGAAAUUCUGAACAGAUCAUUGUCACAUAUUUCUUCCCUAUCUUUUCCUCAAAUUUUUAAUCCAAAUUUGGAUUGCAAGAAGUCUUUGACUCAUCAUUCUAAGCCUAGAAUAUGAGAAACUCAAUCACCAAUAGGCAUGCUGUAAAUCCUUGUAGUACACCAAGGAGGUACUAUAAAGAGGUCUUAUGUGGGUGACGAUAACAUGUAAGUGGUCGGUGUUUGCUUGUAUGAUCUUGGUUUUUGAGGUUCCUUUAUUUUUUUUUUAAAUUCUAUUCGCUAUUUUUUUACCCUUUUUUUACUGUCGCACCUUCUGCUGCAGAAGGAACAUAUGGGUUUUGGUGAUAUUUCUUUCUAAUUUUUGGUUGAUGUUCUGCUCAAUUGAGAUGAAGCGGUGAAGUCAAAGAUUAAGCUUGUAGGACAUUCAUGCCAAUUUCCUAUUUUAUUGAGUGUUGGAGAUCAAAACUUGAAGGAAUUUUGGAUGAUGGAUCUUUUGUUGUGAAGCUUGCAUGCCAACUCAUUUUUGUCAUUUGAACUACAAUCGUAAUACUGUUUGAAGAUCAUUUGUGAUUGGACCAUAGGAUUCUUGGUGUCAAAUGUGCCAAUUAUUUUGAUCGUCAUCAAGAUUUAUGAUCAAUCGCAUUAUAUAGUCCAAAUAAUUAUAACGUGGAUCAGAUAUGAUUUAAACUACACUCAGAAAACAAGGACUCCUUUUCUGCUGUCUACCUUGAUACAGAGAAAAUAGAAGGUCCAACACUAGAGUAGGAGUAGAGAUAUGGAGGUAGGUUGGAAACAUUGAGAUGUGUGUGCUGCCUGAGCCAAACGUACCGUACAUGCUAUAGUGUAUUCUACAGCCCAUAAAAUCUUCAAGAACUUGCUUCUGUCUAAGUGGAUCUUAAAAGCCGUUUUCGAAGUUUUGGCAUGUUCCACUCUCCCUUUCCCCACUCUCGAAACGCACAUACCCCUUUCUUAUUCUGGGUUUGCUUACUUGCUUUGCUUUCACUAUAAUCGAUCGUUGUGUUGGAGGCUAGGGAUCUGAAACCUUUUAUUUCCGAAUGGUAUAUACGAACUUAGUCCUCCUUGCUGAAAGAAAACAUUUACUCUAUUAUAAAUAUUGUGAUCCUUACAUGACAGUUUUUUAAGCACCGUUGGGUUUAGCAUUUUCAUCGGAUUGAAAAUUGCUGUCCUGAGAGUUGGGUAGAUUACCAGCCACUCAGUUGGUUGUGAAAUCAUUGGAAUGCAAGAAAGAGAAGGCCUGGAAAGAACAUCCAUGUUACGUCAAAUGAUGUUAUGGAAUGGUGGGCUUAGCUAUCAAGGUGCAGUCAGUACACUUGUCAUCUUUUUCUAACCCAUUCUUCUCUACCUCUCAUAAAAAAAGUUGCACAGAGUCCGAUUUCUUUGUUUUAUAGCUUCUCAACAACAUGACAGGGUUAGAUUAAGAAAUGGAUCAUUAGGUGACUCUGUUUUAGGGAACAUGCAUCACAUUUAGGAAUGCAAGUAGUUCGCAAAAAAUCGUUCUGAUUAUUGACAUUAUUUUCAUGUUUUCUAAACUGAUUUGUGAUUAGUUUCAGAAAUGGUUUUUAAUCGUAUUUCUUAAACUUUUUCUCUCCACUUAAAUCGUUACCAUUGAAGUGAUAUUAUGAUUUAACUUGAGUUUUUCGAAGAAUUCUCCCAGACGAUGGAACCAGAAGGAUGCCAUGUAUCCCUGGAAACAUCUCGACCUCUAGAGCAUCUCCCAAAAUAUUAUGCCAUAGAAUUUGAUCUUAUUUGUUCCCAAUACUUCUACUGGUAAACAAUACUGACCAUAAUAUGUGAAGUAUUCAUCAUCUCCUGAAUUAGAAGUUUUAAAAAAAAAAGUAUUUGACUAGGUUUCAAAAGCUUAUCCUCCGUCAUACGCCCAUACGUACCUGGGUAAAGAAAUAGCUAACAAAUAGUUUACUCUUGUAUCGUGUAUCAGUUAUUUUGCACCAAGACGAUCUAAGAUCAGUAUCGAAUUAUAAUUCCAAGGCAUUGAAAAAUGUAGUCUGAUUACAGGAAGUGGUGAUUGUAUUACAUCAUUAAAAAAUCAACUGUUUUCAGAUCUUAUGGUUCUUCUGCAAAUAAUUGAUUCCUUUUCCGUCUUUUGAGAGGUCAGCUAUGCGAUCGUAUGUGAUGUGAAAAGUCCUUCAUCCAUUGAGCGCCUUCGCAGGUAAUUUCUUCCCACCUUGCUGUUAAUGUCUGAACUCUCGACGUGCCCACAGAUUUUUCAGGCAGUUUUUUGUAUUUUUCUUUCACAGAAUCAAAGGCAUCGAAGACUCCAAGGCAAGAACAAUAACGCGGUGAUUCCGCUCCAAAGUGUGCAUCAUAUGCAGGCCCCCAUCCGUUCAUAUUUUCUUGGGGGGGAACCCUCGGCACCGUGCCAUGUUUCUUUUACUAUGACUCCCGUAAUCUGAGAAUCUCACUGCCAAUGCAGCCCCUCAGUAUCUUAUGCCGCUCCCUCCGCGACAUAGACACGUACUCCAUGGGAUUCCCCCGCGGCAACGACCACGGGCAGACGAACAUAUUCCGAGCCGUCAAGCAGUGUCUGCCCGGCCCGGUGAGGAACAGCAUCUCUGGCUUUUUCUUUUCUUCAAGCCGACCGACUCCAUCAGAGAUAACUUGAAAUAACCAGCUAGUUUCAUGUCGCAGUAUACAUUUAUUCUACCUGCAAGCAAGCAGCUACCGAAGCAGUGCAUAACGCACGGGAAAACGACCAUGUGUUCGUGGCGGAAGCACGUCGGUGUGCGCAUCCCAGAUGACCCCAUCUGUCAGGCCAUACUGAACAUGCUGGAUGCGCCCUUGAUAUGCACCAGGUGAGGCCCUUCCCCUUCCCAUUUUGGACAGCUGAUGAUCGGACGUGUAACUAUUGUGGGUCUUCUCUCUCUUCUCUCUCUCUCUCUCUCUCUCUCUCUCUCUCUCUAGCGUGGAGUGGCCCACCAAGGACCAGAGCAUUCUGGACCCCGUCGUGAUCGCCGACGUCUAUGAGCCAGAGGUACAUAUAAGCUGUACACUAUCUGUUCUUGACUCCUCUGCUUUCUAACUAGUCUCAUCCCGUUGACUUGUAGGGGCUGGACUUUGUUGUGGAUGGUGGGGUUCGCUUGGCCGAUCCUUCCACGGUCGUCGAUAUGACGGCGGGAUCUCCAACCGUUGUUCGGCUGGGGAAGGUAUGGGCCUUAAUGGGCUUUUCUUUGGGCUUGGCCGAGGCCUCUCUAGUCCGGCCCAGGCCCGACCCCGUCGACGGCCCGAUUUAGAGAGGUCCCUGGGUUCUUUAUCCUCCCUUCGUAUUUUCUGGUGGGGUACUCACUAGCUUUUUGUGUUAUUCCUUUGUUAUUCUGUACUUCAACUCCGCAGGGACCUAAGCUUGAUUGGAUGAUGGCAGACGAGGAAGAUUCCGUUGAACAGGAAGAGUAA
Molecule: messenger RNA, 4437 nt
Organism: Spirodela intermedia
Lineage: Eukaryota; Viridiplantae; Streptophyta; Magnoliopsida; Alismatales; Araceae
Source: the annotation of a GenBank genome assembly